UGUGACACUGCACAGGCCUCCGUUGGCCGGCAGAGCCCGAGGGUGGUGGCAUACCCAGCCCGUGGCCUGUGUCCUGGAGAGCCUGCCCUUCAGAGCGCAGCAGUUGUGUCAAUGGGCUCAGCUGAUCAUCGACUGAACCUGGCUGAGAUCCUUUCCCAGAACUACGGUGUGAGGGAAGAAAGGGAGGAAGAUGAUACUCAGGAGAAGCAGAAAUCUUUAGAAGAGCUGGAGAAGAGUUUCAGUGCCUCUCAGAGUAGUGAAAUGCCAUUUGAGGAGCUGCUCGCACUGUAUGGCUAUGAGGCAUCUGAUCCCAUCUCGGAGCAGGACAGCGAGAGCAAUGACAUCACUCCCAACCUCCCUGAUAUGACUCUGGAUAAGGAACAAAUAGCGAAGGAUUUGCUUUCAGGGGAAGAAGAGGAGGAGACACAAUCUUCAGCUGACGAUCUGACUCCAUCCGUCACGUCCCACGAUGCAUCGGACUUAUUCCCAAACCAGCCUGGCUCAAACAACUUCCUUGCUGAUGAAGACAAAGAGCCAUGUUCAUCUCCAUGUGCUUCCUCCAUGGCUGAGGACUCAGAGGUGGAUUCCAUCCCAUCCAACGAGUGUAAGAAGGAGAUCAUGGUUGGACCUCAGUACCAGGCCACUGUUCCCAUCCUCCGCUUAAACAGGCACAGGCAAAAAGUGCUUUUUCUGUUAGCCUAUGAGAAUGAAGAUCAGCUGCUUUGGGACCCAAACAUCCUCCCUGAGAGGGAGGUGGAAGAGUUCCUGUACCGCGCUGUGAAGCGGCAGUGGGACGAGCUGUCCGGCAGCAGCCUGCCAGAGGGAGAGGUGGUCAAGGACAACGAGCAGGCUUUGUAUGAGCUGGUGAAAUGCAACUUCAAUGCAGAGGAGGCACUGCGGAGGUUACGGUUCAACGUGAAGGUUAUCAGAGGUGAGGACUCCCUUCAUUUGGGUUCAUCAAGGCACGUACAGCUCUUUCUAGAUUCUGCACAUCUCCUCCAUCUCUUUCUCUCUGCUACAGAUGAGCUUUGUGCCUGGAGCGAGGAAGAAUGUAGAAAUUUUGAGCAUGGCUUUAGGGUCCAUGGGAAAAACUUUCACCUUAUCCAAGCAAACAAGGUCCGCACCCGGUCGGUGGGCGAGUGCGUGGAGUAUUACUACAUGUGGAAAAAAUCAGAGCGCUAUGACUACUUCACUCAGCAGACUCGUCUAGGAAGGAAGAAGUACGUCCUCCACCCUGGAGCCACGGAUUUCACUGACAAUGACCUGGAUGGGGUUGAAGUGGAAAACACGAGUCGUUCUCGGAGCUCCCCACCAAUUCCUUCUGCAGCUGGCUGCCUGGAUGCUCACUUUGGUCAAGAUCAGAUACCAAUUGAGAGCACAGAGCCCCUGAGUGUGGAGAGCACGGCCUGCAGCCUGGGCAGCAUCAGCGAGUCGGGGCAGGGCUACGAGUGCAGCACCCCCUCAGAGACAAACUGCUCCUUUGACCCCUCGGAGGAGACGUCCUCGGGCGCUGUCCCUGUGCCCUGCCCACGCCACACUGGCACCCCCUCUGAGCCGGAGCUCUUUGCUUUGCCGCCCGCAGGACCAGGACUGGCAGAGAAGCAGGAGACGUUGCAGAACUCUGGUGAGACAAUAACCAUGGACUUCACUCUCCCUGCAGACAUUAACGAGGGGUUGCCUUUAAUUGCUGGCCCUGUGGAUUUGGACAGAGACCCUGAGGCAGUGGUGGCCCCUGCUCAAGUGUCCUUAUCGGUCACAGAUUUUGGUCUCAUUGGCAUUGGAGAUGUAAAUACUUUCCUGACUGCUCAUCAGGCUUGCCCAGCACCUGUGGCUCGGUCAGAGCCUCUGUCACAGUGAGAGUCUCCAGUCACAAAUUUGUCACAGACCCAGCAAGGACUUUGACCUGACUGAGUGAAAUUCUGGAACUUCCACUGUCCUGUAGGGGCAGUUUGGAGCUGUUGGUCGGAAUCCGUCUUUCCAUCCUCCUUGAUCCAAGGCUACAGUGAAACCAAACACCUUUCUGCUCCAGUGUAUCCUGAUACAAUCGUGCAAAGUGGUGGCUGGCUUUCCUGAGUGGGGAGGUCCAUCACCCCCCUCCUACGUUGACCAUGUGUCACCCCAGGUGAUGCCAGUCCGCUCAGAGAGUCCCUGCCUCGGGACAGGGGACAUGUCCCUUGGUCCCAGUGGGACAGUCUGAGGGCAGAGGUGCUUUGAGAAGAGGGAUGUGUUGCCAUCAUGGUGAGGGUGCAAUCUGGGGGUGCAAGAUCUUGGGAGUUUCCUGCAGAGAUGGGCACGGUGAUGCCAAGGGAGGCUGAUGAGUCUUGGCCCUUCUCCCCCAGGCAGAGUGUAGGAGCCACUCACCCUGUCCUUUUCCCAGCAGCCAUGGGUCAUGACAGGCAGGCACCCAACUGCUUCCCCCUCCAGCAGCCACGUGUUCCUUCCUCCACCAGCUGCAGGUGGGACGUGGCCUGGCCCAGCCCUUGGGCAGAAGUGUCAGGUCUUGGAAAGGGAUCCAGCAUCGUGUGUACUCGAGUCCUUCUCACCUUCCCGUGCCGUGCUGGGCCAGGGAGAACUUCUGUGGGGAGUUACAGGAGUUUCUAGACUCACAGUGAUGCUGGCCCAGAGCUGUGGUGCUGCUGCUGGCAGGGGAUGACCUGAUCUUCACUAAGACACAAAGAGGGUAAAAAUGUGGGUGAAAACACCUGCAACUUCCCGGUUUGUUCCAACAAUUUGUCAGCAGAGGGAGGAGGCUGCUUAGCUCCCAGGGUGUGAAUCCUGGGAUAUGAAUGCUAGCACAGUCCCAGGCAGGGGAGCACAGCAUCCCUGGGCAUCCCUGCCCCUCCCUGUGUCACAAAACAGGCUGUUCUGAGAGGAAAGUGUGGCUUUUCUGCCACAUUCAGGGAGGUGCGAGGUGCUGUGCAGAGCCAUGGGAGCCUGUCCUUGGGUGUGCUGGAAUCCAAAGCUGCUUCACUUCCCAGGUGUGUUCCAGGACUGGGCUUGGCCACUGGCUCAGUGUGUUCUCAUUCCCCUUUUUCCAUGCAGGAAAUGCUCUCCACUCACCUGCUGGGCAAGGCUCUGGUGCAGAUAGUCCUUUUUUCCAGCUGUGUUCUUACAUUGAGAAGGGGCUUGGGUUGAGGGUUUUUGCUUGUUUUGGUAGAGGCCUUGGGGCUGUGAUUGUGCACUUGGCUCUGCUGCCAGUGAAUUUGGCAGGUACCUAAACCCACAAGCCUGCAUCCUCCUUUUACCUGGCCCUGGGAAGUUGUGCUCAGCCCUGCAGCAGGAGCAUGGAGACAGCAUCAAACAGCUCCAUGGGAUGUCAGGAUUAGACCUGAUCUCAUCUCCUAAGCCCCAGAUCUGGUUUGUGUGCUUUAGCAGGGAUUUGCUUCGGUCUCCAGCUCUGUGCUGGGAGGUACUGAGCCCCAGGCACAUGCAGCUGCCUUCACCUGGCAUGGCUUUGUCAGCCAGAUGUGGUGGGCAGGGGCCUCUCCUCCAGCUGCUCCCAGCUGCUGGGAACAGAAAGCAAACACGAGUGCCUGAUCCAUAGUGGGACUGCCCAGGCUGUGAUUCCCCUUUUCUGGAGGUGAGAGGACUCUCCUUGGCUGAAGGGAGGAGAGGAGGCAGGGUGAGAGCACAGGCAGCCCUCCCAGGGAGGGCCAGGCCUUGGCAUCUCCUCCAUCAGCUGAGAACAUUCUUAUUUUCCCUGAAACCAUUUUUUCUUUUGGUUUAUUUCAAGCCCUAGUAAAAGGAGAGGGGAGCUGGCUGAGGCAGAAAUCUCUUCAUGUCCUUCAGUGUUGUUUACAGAUUUGCAUGGGGUCUUUCAACAUGAGUGCGGCGCUUUUUCCACGUAAUUUUGAGGAGAGGGGUGAAAAAGGCUGGAACAGGGAGGGGGAGUCACUGGGGGAGGAGGUUUGGUUCUGGUUUGUUUUUUUUUUCUUGGGGUUUUCUUUUUUCCUUCUUACAAAGCACAUUCACUUUGAGCCGCUCCCAAUGCUGGACUCUUUUCUCCCUCGCCCCCCAGCCCUACACUGUGAAGUGACACUGCCUUGAAGACCCCUCACCAUUAUUUAUUUAAUUAAAAACCUAAUUUGAAAGUGAGCCAGAAGUCUGUCUUCUUUUUGGAGGCCAAGAUGACACAGUCCAGUGUAUAAUGAUGGCAAAGCAAGAAUAGGGGUCCCUGCCUCUGCUGUCUGGUGCUCUCCUGCCAUCCACAAGUGCUCUCCUCCAGGCAGGGUAGGAUUCCCUGUUCCAGGGAAGCCAUCCCAGCCUAGGAGGAGGCCCAGAGAUUUUCCCUUUCAGGACUGCAGGUGGAGGGAGCUGUUUGUUCCUCUUGCAGGUGCCCCAAGUCCUCUAAAACCCUGGCAGCCUUUGCCAGCUCUGGGGUGUUGAGAGACAGGGGUGCAUCCAAACUUCAACCAGAAAAAGCUCCUGGAGGCAAGAGGAGCGAUCCUGCUGCAACUGCAUCGUGUUUCCCCUCCACACAGUCCCUCUGUUCCAUCACAGAAUCCUGAAAUUCUCUUCUUGUGCCUGGCUCUGGCUGUCUGUCCCGGGAGCCUGAGGGCUCCAGCUGUGCAGCCCCGCAGCUCUGCCCCACAGCGGUGAGUACCAGGGUGGGCAGGCGGGCACAGCCCAGGGCAGGAGGGAUGGGAGCGGCUCUCCUCCUUCCUUCGAGGCCCCGAGGAGCAGCGGGAAGCGCGGUCCCUCCCCUCACUUGCAUCCUUUGACACAAAACAGGUUUCAGCCCUGUGUGACCCCAGCUGUUUCCGAGGUGGUGAGAGCAGCAGGACCGGAGCCCCUGAGAUGUGCAGCCCCCCGGGCGAGGGUCCGGGCGGGAUCCCGCAGUUCCUGGGCUCCGGGGCAGGGUCCGGGCCGG
Molecule: messenger RNA, 4870 nt
Organism: Cyanistes caeruleus (blue tit)
Lineage: Eukaryota; Metazoa; Chordata; Aves; Passeriformes; Paridae
Source: RefSeq, a predicted model, not a curated record